GAAAAUGAUUUUUUUGUUGCAAUCUGUAAAAACUGGCUCCGGAGCCGUGAGUGCGGAGCCGGCUCCGUUGGGUUGAAGUGGAGGAGGUUCCGAAAUUGUCUGGAGCCGGUCGGAGCCGGUUUUUAAUAAAACAUGAUGAGCAUAUUUUAUAGAUCGUCAACAUAUUGUAAACUCGCCUUAAGUGCGAAACGAUAAGCGCAAACGAUAAGAUGCAGGCAGAUAAGGAUGAGAGCGAUCAUUAUCAAAAGAGAGAGAUAUAGGCAUUAGAUGAGCGACAGUGAGUGAGGACGGACGUAUGCAAGCGAAUGAAGUACCGUUACAAGCUGUAGACAGGAUAAACGAGGCGGCGUGAUUAAAGUACGUGAAGCGUAAAGCAUUCUAGGAGUAAAGUAUUGUACUACAAGUGUUCGGUAGAAUGAGUGAUAACGAAAGCGAAGUUUUCGCAGCGGCCACAGAGGGACCGUUCGUGACGGAGCGGAAGAAGCCAGGCCGCAAUGAGACAGCCGAGUUGAGAGCAAUGGUGGCCGAAUUACAACUAAAACUCGAGCAAGCGGUGCAACUUAACAGUGGCGGAGGAAAGAUAGAAGUAGCAGAAAGUUUAGUAGAGGCUGGCAACGAAGGGAUGGAUAGAAGUGAUAGGCCGUGCCGAGGACGAAACGAAUUGUGGGAACGAGUGCCAGAUAUCAGGGAGCUGCGCGAGGUCAUUCACCCGUUUGACCCUAGGGACCCUGAUGCAGCAGCAUGGCUGAAAAACUUCGACGAGACGAGUGAAGUGUACGGGUGGAAAGAGGUAGUGAAACUACACUGCGCACGGAGCCUUAGCGGAUGCGCUAAACUGUGGUGGGAAGUAAACCAGAGCAAAAUCAAAACGUGGUCCAAUUUCGAAGGUGCGCUACUGGCCGGAUUCCCAUCAUCUAAAAACGCAGCAUUUUACCACAACUGGCUGGUGACAAGAAAAUGGCGCAAGGAAGAGACACCCACCGAGUACGUGUACGCCAUGUUAGCUAUGGGAUGCAAAGGCGGGUUUAACGAGGAGACUACGACGAGUUAUAUUGUGAACGGGCUAGGCGAGAUGUGGCGGGGUGCAAGGGUAGCAGCGAGUCGCGUAACAACGAUCGAAGGCCUACUCAAGGAAAUCGCCUGGGUGGAAAACAUUACCGCAGUGGCUGAGCAUAGCAGACACGUCGAUCGAGUAGGGGAGAGGAGGUGCUUUACCUGUGGAUCGGCGGAGCAUGCGGCGCGAGCGUGCAACAAGGGUUGAGAACCAGGCAUCGGUGAAUGGAGUGGCGCCACCGGGAGCAGCCGCGGGGCGCCUAGAUCGAAGUGGCGUUGUUUCACCUGUGACGGUAUGGGACACAUCUCGACGGAUUGUCCCCGACGUAGAACCGUAGCACGGGGAGAAAUGCGACGAACGGUGGAACCGGCGAGCGGGGGACGCGGAAUACUAAAUGUGAAUACGUUAGAUGAUGAAGGAGAGGGCAGAUGUCAAGCAAAGGGCUCGCUGGAACGCCACGGUUUGUGAAAGGAACCCUUCAUGGAUUUGGGGGAGCGAAAGUGGAGGUGAACACGAAGAGAGAAACACGAAUACAACUAGAUGACAUAGAAGUCGUAGCAGAUCUAUGGGAAGACCCGAUGAGGCACAAUCAGUAGACAUGAUUAUUGGGCGAGACAUUAUGGUGCAGCCAGGGAUAAACGUCACGUACAAAGAAGGAAAGGUAUCAUUUAGUAAGGAUAAAGAGCCAACGGAAACGAAGGUAAAAACACACACACUAAAUAAGGAACGCGGAGAAGAAAGGGGCACAGAGAUUACAGAAGCAGAAGUGCGUAUAGAGGGAAGCGAAAAAAUGAAACGCGCAGUGAAAACUCUGUUGCAUAAGUAUCGAGACUGUUUUUCCAAAGAAAUGAAUGAAAUAGGGGCGGCAAAAGGAGUACAAAUGGAAAUAGAGCUAAACGGAGAUGGCCCAAUAUAUGUGAAACCCAGAAAACUGCCUUACGCACAAGAAAACGUAGUUCACGAAAUCGUAUCAGAACAGCUAGAGAACUACAUAAUAGAACCCUCGGUAUCGGCAUAUAACAGUCCAAUCGUGCUAGUUAAGAAAAAAGAUGGCAAGUGGCGUAUGGCAAUUGACUAUAGGCGCUAAACCAGAAGACGGUAAAAGAUCGAUACCCACCACCGGAAAUAGAUAGAUGCUUAAAUACGUUAGAAUGCGCAAAAGUAUUUAUUAGCUUAGACCUGUAUUCGGGUUAUUAUCAGGUUCCUGUAGCAGAAUCUAGCAGGGAAAAGACGGCGUUCUCUACGCCUGAUGGACAUUUCCACUUCAAAAGAAUGCCGUUUGGACUAGUAAAUAGUGGAGCAGUGUUCCAACGGGCUAUAGAUAAGAUAGUCAAGGGCUUGAAGCAAAACAAUGUAGUAGCAUAUGUGGACGACAUAUUGAUAGGAGCUGUUUCGAUAGCUCU
This is a messenger RNA of Anopheles coluzzii, 2457 nucleotides long. RefSeq lists its product as uncharacterized. The record is from RefSeq and is a predicted model, not a curated record. Bases 416 to 1261 code for a protein of 281 amino acids. Lineage: Eukaryota; Metazoa; Arthropoda; Insecta; Diptera; Culicidae. The transcript is spliced from 2 exons.